AUGGACCAAAUUUGGGAACCGGAAGAGCUACACUACACUAAGCAGAUAGUCUAUGCUUGCUUGCCUCUCUUCGUCGCAUUUCCAAUCUUUUUCAAUGUGUAUUGGUUCGUCGCUUGUACUCUUAGCUCUUCUUGUAGCGAUGUCCUCCCUCUAGCUUACAGAAUCCUAGUCCUAGUCUUCGUCUUCUUGAUCAUCGGGAUCAUUGUCUGGAUCCAAGUUGCUAAUUGGCACAGAAUCGAGCUCACCAUCCACAUCAUCGGCGUUGCAUCGGAUGCCUUGUCCAAAAACUUGAAGCUUUUUCUUGUGUUGCCGUUGCUGACACUCGGCUUGGUGGUUUACUAUGCGCCGAUUGUGGUGUUCUUGGUGUUUGCAAGGUUUAACGGAAAGUUUGUGCCGAGAGAAUCUGAUGGUGAAUACUCUUGUGAGUGGAAGCAAGAUUCAUGGGUUCCUGCGUAUUUCGCACUCGCCAUCGUAACGAUGCUCUGGUCUCUUGCUGUAAUGGUGGAAAUGCAAGUCUAUGUGAUUAGUGGAGCAAUCUCUCAGUGGUAUUUCUCCAAGGAAGACUCCAUGCCUAAAAAAUGCAUCCGUACUUCUUUGAGGAACGCAUUUGGGCAAUCCUUUGGUACAAUAUGUCUGUCAGGAAUUCUCAUCGCCGUUGUUCGUGUAGUGCGAGCCAUUGUGGACAACGCAAGAGAAGAGAACCCACAGGGCAUAGUGAACUUGGUUCUCCGUUGCUGCGCAAGCGCCCUACUUGGAGCUAUCGACUAUCUCAACAAGUUCACAAUCAACUUCGCUGCAAUCACCGGUGAAGCCUAUUGCACCUCUGCCAAAAUGACUUACGAACUCUUAAGGCGCAAUCUGCUCUCUGCUGUCUUUGUCGAAACAGUUUCCACUCGGAUCCUAACCGGGAUUGUCUUUGUCCUCUCAUCCGCUUAUGCAGUCGCGACAUGGGCAGUUCUGAGAGGAGUGAGCAACUUGGGUAAAGAUUCCUACCUGGUGGCAGUCCUCGCAUGGCUAGUGUUGAUUGUGAUAUUGGCUUUCCUUGUAAAUGUUCUUGAUAAUGUGAUCGACACGAUCUAUGUGUGUUACGCCAUCGAUCGAGACAAGGGAGAUGUUUGCAAGCAGGAAGUUCACGAGGUCUAUGUUCACUUGCCUAUCAGCAGAAGCAACAGAUCUCCCCUCAUCCCAAAUGCUCUUAAUGCAUAG
Microthlaspi erraticum is the source of this 1206-nucleotide messenger RNA. The record is from the annotation of a GenBank genome assembly. Lineage: Eukaryota; Viridiplantae; Streptophyta; Magnoliopsida; Brassicales; Brassicaceae.